GUUUGCGUGCUUUUCUUUGUUCUGUUUUGAUAUAAAUAAAAUCGUUGUGUGCCGUAUUUCGUGAAUUUAGCUCGUAUACUAUCCUUUGCUACGAGUGUUUCUUUUGUAGUAUUCCAAUUAUUGUUGAGAUAAAAAUUGUGAAUUUGAUCAGUUUGCUUAUCAAUCUAAAUACAAUGAAAUUUCCGUGGUCUCACUCGACGCUGGUUGAAGUGCUCAAGAAUGACUCCAAGUUGCAUCAUAUGUGCGAUAAACUUUGUGAAGAGCUUACUGGCAAAAAACUAGACAUCUCAGUGUUUGUCGAAGAACUGGGCCCGGCGUUGACCCACGAAGACCCCGUUAUCAGAAUGAAAGCAACUCAGUUGCUUUCUAUGGUUCUUAAAAAUCUUCCCUCCGACUUGUUGUCCGAAACACAGAUGGAGCUUUUCACCACAUUCUACUGUGACCGGGUAAAAGACCACCAUUCGGUAAUUCCAGCUAUUUUGGAAGGGGUAUUGGCACUUGCCUCUAUGAAGCACUUCCCACGUGGUUCGGCCGCUAAACUUUCCCGUUCUUUGUUUAUGAACAUUCCUUGUCAGAGCCAAGCGAAGGAUGAACGUGCCAAAUACUUCCGCUUUCUGAGCAUCCUGGCGGAAAACAACCAGGAUGAGCUGAAGGCUCUGGGUGCCGACUUUGUCUACGGCAUUAUCGGGGCUAUCGAUGGGGAACGAGAUCCGCGAAAUUUAAUUUUUCUGUUUGAGUACAUGCCAACAUUUUUGCAGCAGUACCCUCUGCUGCAUCUGGGGGAGGAAAUGUUUGAAAUAUUUGCCUGUUACUUUCCGAUUGACUUUCAUCCGAACCAAAAUGACCCCGAGGCUAUAACGCGCGACAUGCUGGCAGAAAAGCUGGAAAACUGUUUAUGCGGAUCGAAAAAGUUCGCCGAAUAUUGUAUACCUUUGCUGUUGGAGAAAUUGGAAAGUGAGUUGAUUGUGGCCAAGAUGGAUUCGUUACGAUUGCUGAAAAAAUGUUGUCGAGCGUUUGACUUGACGGAUAUAAACAAACACUUGGACGAUAUUUGGAAUGCUUUGAAAUUGGAGCUGAUGCCAGGGGGUGGCAACAAGGAGAUAUUCGAACUGGCGUUGGAAACAACGACUCAAGUCGUCAAAUUUACACAAAGUGAUCGACUAGUGGGCGACAAUUUUUUAACCACCAUUUUUAUGACUGUAAUGGGUAGUGUUGCGGACGUGGCUUCUAAAAUGUUUGAAAACGGGAUCAAAGUUGCACUGGCCUGUGCGAGAGGAUCACCCGAGUCAGCUCAUUUUGUGGCUAAUAAGCUUCUGCCUAUGACAUUAUCCCAAUUGAAGGGGGACGCCAUCGCGGAACAGGAAAAAAUAUCUCUGAUAGACGUGCUAAAUCGGACGUUGUUGAUUUGCAAGGAACAUGACAUCUUGAAAGAAAUGGAUCAGCAGCUGGUUGGGGCUGUGCAAAAGCAGUUUGUUCAAAUUCUCGUUCAGGAAAGUGACGCAAGCGAAUUGAAGAGGAUUGCCUUGUCUUGUAUAACCCGGAUACCGGAAACCGUCGUGGAUGAAAACCGUUUUGUUGUCUACACCACCAUUAUUCACGUGUUGUUAUCUUCUAGUGACGAACGAUUAAACGUGGAAGAUUGUUUGUUUCAGUUCGCAAUGCAGUAUGGAGUGGAGGUGGAAAACGUCAUUGUAGACAAACUGGUCGCCAAGAAGUACGAAGUUGUGUCUUCAUCCACGGAGCGGGUCUUCCAUGCGCUAGCCAAGUUGAUCCCUCUUGAAUGCAUAAGAGCAAAGAUUCUGAAAUUCUUUUUAGAUCUUGUGUUUGAGGAUGGCGAUCAUGAUGCUCUCACAAUUUUGGCGCUAAGAAAUUUGCAAUUAGUGCUGGAAUCGUCAGGAGGCAAAACUGUAGCUGAAGAGCUUUGUGACCAAUACAAAUUUAUCGAACAAUGUGUUGCUUUUGUGCACAAAGAAGGAGCGUCACACUCUUCCGAUUUCCUAUUUGCCCUGUCCAAUGCAAUGAAAGACACAAUGAAAUUAUUGCCAGCUGAUAAGCAGAAAUCUAUAGUCACACAACAAUUACCGUCGAUGGAUCUUACCAAGGCUAAUGACCUCUAUCUGACAUCCGGAAUUCUUGGUUAUCUGGACGAAUCGGUGUCGGUUGAGGAUCAUUUUGAGAGCCUUGUGGAUGAUCUGACUAAACUAGCUAUGAAUAGCGAAGACGAGCAUGUAAAACUUCUCAGCCAACAGUUGCUUUGUAGCCUAUUCAAUCGGAUGCCCGACGAUAACCACCAUAAGAAUAUUUUGAUCAAAUUACUAAAAAUGCUUCGUAAUGAGUUGAAAAGUCACAACAAAAAGGUUGUGGGCAUCUUAUCUUGGAUCGGAAAAGGUCUGUUGGCUCGUGGUCACCCCGAAGCCGCUGAAAUAGUGGAAGAUAUAGCGGAACUGCUAGAUCACCCAACCUUGGGUAAUACGGCCGCUCUGGCAUUUGAAAUACUAUCGGCGGAAUUUUCCCAUCUACAUUUACCUCUGGUGAAGAAACUCUUCAAGCAAAAACUGUUCGUGUUCGUGAUGAAGAAGUUGGAGCAGGUUGGCCAAAAAUACGUCGAUAAUCACCUGAAGGCCCUGUUAUACGUGUACAAGCCGACUCCUCAUCUGGUACUGAAAAUGAACAUAGAGAAGGUUGGACCGAUUCUGCUCAAAUGUUUGCAGUUAAAUGAUGACAAAGCUCUGGAGAUGGCACUGGAGAUAACGCUUCGGUUUAUAAAAGAAAAAGAAGCAUUCUUCCAGGAUCACUUGCAGUCCCUUAUUCCACAGCUGUUGAAGCUUUCGAUGUACAAAUCCUCUAUGCAAGUACGGAUAGACGCUCUUGAGUGUUUGCUGCAUGCGACGAAAUAUCCCCCCUUCCUGUUGCUGCCAUUUAAGCAAGAUGUCGUUCUUGGACUGCAAACCGCGCUGGAUGACCACAAGCGUUUAGUGAGAAAUGCGGCGGUAACCGCUCGACUUCAAUGGUAUGUGGUGGCGGAUGGUAAUAACAGUAAUUCCGGCAAGUAGUCCGUAUUUGAGGAAUGCAUUUCGUAUGUUUUAGGGACAAUAAAACAUUUCUUUUGUAAAGAUAACAUUUUAUUCCAUGUAUUAGGCAUUCAAUAAAACGUUGAAACUAACAUUAAUUAAA
This is a messenger RNA of Armigeres subalbatus, 3174 nucleotides long. RefSeq names its product MMS19 nucleotide excision repair protein (gene Mms19). The record is from RefSeq and is a predicted model, not a curated record. Gene Ontology annotation, cellular component: cytosolic [4Fe-4S] assembly targeting complex. Lineage: Eukaryota; Metazoa; Arthropoda; Insecta; Diptera; Culicidae. Bases 174 to 3053 code for a protein of 959 amino acids. Gene Ontology annotation, biological process: iron-sulfur cluster assembly. The transcript has 5 exons.